GAAGGUGGAUAAAUGUACAUCAUUCCACAGCAGAGAGUGUACACCCAUUCCCAUCGAUGUGGUGUACACGUGGGUGAAUGGCACAGACGUGAGCCUACAGAGGGACCUGAUGGUGGCCAAAGAGCAACUGGAUGCAGAAGAAGCACUUCGGAGUGUGAAGCCAGAAUGCCCACUGUCUCAAUGCAUCAUGGCACCCAUGGCGGUGCUUAAUCCUGGGCUUCCGGCCAAUAUGACCACUCAAGAGCUACCCUCGGUCUUGCCCUCCUUUUCUGCUGCCAAGGCCCUGCUGCAGUUCAACAAACCCCUGCAACCCUCCAACACUGUCUCCGUGGUGGUCUUCCAUUCACGAGCUGAUGCUGAAAAGGCCUUGGCAGGCACGCUCAAAAUCGAGAAAUUCUCAAUCUCCAAAUGCUACCUGACGACAGACAAAGAGGCGCCAGGUCUGGUCCAAAUGGAGACCUUGGCCUACCUGACUGGCUUCCCGCAGUCCUACACAGUAUCAGAGAUGCUCCGAGAAAAAUUGUCGCCCACUGUAAAGAGCAGGAUAACUGCGUUUGAGUUGUACCCGGGCGCCGGCAUCGCUCUGCUCUACCUUAAAACGCCACAGGACUUCAUUUUUCUCCUGCAAUUAGCGAAAAGUAGCAGACUGAAACUGGAUGGGAAGAAGCUGGCCAUCAGUCCUUUUUCACAGAAGCGGCCUGCCCCUCCCAAAAGAGAGACGAGGUACUCUCUCACAGCCAACCGCUUCGAGGAGAACGGUGCUCUCCUCUAUUCCUUACGCUCCAUGGAGAAACAUGCGCCGUGGGUGCGACACGUCUACAUCGUCACGAACGGGCAGAUUCCCUCCUGGCUCAACCUGCAAAACCCUCGCGUUUCAAUUGUCACACACAAG
Messenger RNA from Hippocampus comes (tiger tail seahorse), 892 nucleotides. Its product is annotated as N-acetylglucosamine-1-phosphotransferase subunits alpha/beta-like. The transcript has 7 exons. The annotation marks the transcript as partial. Gene Ontology annotation, cellular component: Golgi apparatus. Lineage: Eukaryota; Metazoa; Chordata; Actinopteri; Syngnathiformes; Syngnathidae. Gene Ontology annotation, biological process: carbohydrate phosphorylation; N-glycan processing to lysosome. The record is from RefSeq and is a predicted model, not a curated record. Gene Ontology annotation, molecular function: UDP-N-acetylglucosamine-lysosomal-enzyme N-acetylglucosaminephosphotransferase activity.